AUGCAUCGUUUUUUACUCUGUCUGGCUUCGGCUUUGACUAUCUCUGCGUUCUGGGGACAGGUAAAUGUCUAAUUUAAGAAAUUUUCAUCUAUUUGAUUUUUUUAAAUUCAUUCUUACCAUUUCCAUUCCUUGUAUGAUUAUCUCACUUGUAUUUUUGACAUGCCUUUCAAAACUAAGAACUCUCCACAAGAGCAAGUCUUUCAUGUCACUUUGACACAGUUAAUACUACGAAAUAUCGGUUUUUCUAGCAAUUGCUACUUACCUCAACUUGAAGGUGCAAGCUGUUUCCCUACCGUCGGCAGAUCUGGAAGCCGCGGAAGGCGCAAUUCUACGCAUCGCUCACGCCGACAAGCUCCAGAAGAACUUUUCGGAAGAGGUCCCGUCGGAAACCCAAGAAGCCACUUUCGUGACCGCCGAGCCUGUUGAGAUCCUUCCACGUAUUGGCGAACAGGCUGAGGAGUCUACCGAUAGAGAUUUAAAGACAAUCUUCCACUAA
Molecule: messenger RNA, 496 nt
Organism: Caenorhabditis auriculariae
Lineage: Eukaryota; Metazoa; Nematoda; Chromadorea; Rhabditida; Rhabditidae
Source: the annotation of a GenBank genome assembly